UUUUAAACCGGAACACAGAACUAUAGAUGAUGCGUUUCCUGUUAGUGUGGCGCGUGCAGGUUGUUUUGAGAAGCAGGGAAAUCAACAAAGAUGGCGAGGAACGCCGAGAAGGCCAUGACGGCGCUGGCCCGCUUCCGGCAGGCUCAGCUGGAGGAGGGGAAGGUUAAGGAGCGGAGGCCUUUCCUGGCAUCAGAAUGUAGUGAACUACCAAAGGCAGAAAAAUGGCGACGCCAGAUAAUCAGUGAGAUCUCCAAGAAAGUGGCUCAAAUCCAGAACGCCGGUCUUGGGGAGUUCAAGAUUCGGGAUCUGAAUGAUGAGAUCAACAAACUGCUGAGAGAGAAGGGCCACUGGGAAUAUCGGAUCAAAGAGCUUGGAGGGCCCGACUACAGGCGCUUUGGACCGAGGAUGCUGGACCACGAGGGCAAAGAGGUUCCAGGUAACCGCGGCUACAAAUACUUUGGAGCAGCCCGAGACCUGCCUGGAGUCAGAGAGCUGUUCGAGAAGGAGCCUGCUCCGGAGCAGAGGAAGACGAGGGGAGAGCUGAUGAAGGACGUGGAUGCAGAGUACUACGGCUACAGGGAUGAAGACGACGGCGUGCUGCUUCCUCUGGAGGUGCAGUACGAAAAACAAGCUGUGAUGGAGGCAGUUCAGAAGUGGAAAGCGGAGAAGGAGACCCAUCUGCCUGGAGAGAAACCGGCACAAGAGGAGGAAGAAGAGAGCAUUUACAGUGUCCAAAACCAAGAGCCCGAUGAUGAUGAGAAUCGGGAUGAACUGGAGGAAGAGGAGGGCGGAGUCACGUUUUUUGCCCAUGUUCCAGUCCCAUCUCAAAAGGAGGUGGAGGAAGCUCUGGUAAGGAGGAAAAAGAUGGAGCUGCUGCAGCGUUACGCCAGUGAGACUCUUCAGGCUCAGAGUCAGGAGGCCAGAGCCCUGUUGGGUCUCUGAUCAUUGUUCUACUUGUGUGUCCCACUUUGCUGCUCCGCUCUCAAUAAAGCUUCUUCUUUGCUAUUUUUACAAA
Molecule: messenger RNA, 1015 nt
Organism: Oryzias latipes (Japanese medaka)
Lineage: Eukaryota; Metazoa; Chordata; Actinopteri; Beloniformes; Adrianichthyidae
Gene: isy1
Product: ISY1 spliceosome associated protein
Biological process (GO): generation of catalytic spliceosome for second transesterification step
Source: RefSeq, a predicted model, not a curated record